This is a messenger RNA of Penicillium atrosanguineum, 237 nucleotides long. RefSeq lists its product as uncharacterized. The transcript has a single exon. NCBI's taxonomy places the organism in Eukaryota, Fungi, Ascomycota, Eurotiomycetes, Eurotiales, Aspergillaceae. The record is from RefSeq and is a predicted model, not a curated record. The coding region runs from base 1 to 237 and encodes 78 amino acids.
AUGCUGGAUGCUUCCGAUACACUGAAUGACUUCGAUGAAACUCUCAAGUUUGCAUCCGACUGGCAAAGGAAUAUCGAGAACACCAUCGUUCUGGAUAUACGAGCACUUCGAAGUGCCGCUAUCCGAAGCGGACAAAAUGAUGAGGAUAGAGUCCGUGAUGACGAGCUGGCUUACAACACUUUCGAGGAAUUGAUCAAGCUAUUACGCCCCAAAAUAAACGUUUGUUUGUCAGUUUGA